Molecule: messenger RNA, 912 nt
Organism: Eurypyga helias (sunbittern)
Lineage: Eukaryota; Metazoa; Chordata; Aves; Eurypygiformes; Eurypygidae
Gene: PAFAH2
Product: platelet-activating factor acetylhydrolase 2, 40kDa
Exons: 8
Molecular function (GO): 1-alkyl-2-acetylglycerophosphocholine esterase activity
Source: RefSeq, a predicted model, not a curated record
CCCCGGGCAGGGGCCGAGCGGCCGCUCUGGAUCCCACGCUAUGAGUACUGUGCUGGGCUGGCCGACUUCGCCCACCGCAGCCGGCGCUGGUGCGCACCCCUGCUCAGAAUCGCCACUGGUAAGGGGGUGGCCAGCACCCCGUCCCCCUCCUGGGUGCUCCCGUUCAACCCCUGCACCAGCGGGUACCCACUGAUCAUCUUCUCCCACGGGCUUGGAGCCUUUCGAGAGGAGUGGAUCCCCUACCAGCAGGUGCCCCAGGGGCAGAAGGAGUUUUAUUUCCGAAACAAGCAGGUUCAUCAGAGGGCGGAGGAAUGCGUGCGAGCGCUCCGGCUCUUCGAGGACAUCAACAGCGAGAAAUCUGUCCUGAACGUGCUUUGCCAGGACUUCGACCUCUCCGUGCUGAAGGACAACAUUGAUCUGACCAGAGUCGCCGUCAUGGGCCAUUCCUUUGGAGGGGUGACAGCAGUGCUGGCCUUGGUGAAAGAGCCCGGCUUCAGCUGUGCGGUGGCUCUCGACGCCUGGAUGUUCCCCCUGGAGAACGCGCUGUACCCGGAGGUGCCCAAACCCGUGCUCUUCAUGAACACCGAGAAGUUCCAGACGCCAGAAAGCGUUGCCAAAAUGAAGAGGCUGAGCUCCAGAAACAGCCAGACGAAGAUUAUAACGGUCCUGGGAUCCGUGCACCAGAGCCAGACCGACUUCCCCUUUUUCACUGGAAAUCUCAUCAGCCGCAUCUUCGGCGCAAGGGGGACCCUCGACCCCUCCAAGGGUCUGGACAUCACCAGCCGGGCGGCUCUGGCCUUCCUUCAGAGGCAUCUCACCCUGGAAGAGAAGUUUGAUCAAUGGGACGACCUCGUCGAAGGCAUCGGAGACUCCGUUGUUCCAGGAGCACCGUUCUGCCGCUCCAACCUGUAG